Molecule: messenger RNA, 1299 nt
Organism: Prunus armeniaca (apricot)
Lineage: Eukaryota; Viridiplantae; Streptophyta; Magnoliopsida; Rosales; Rosaceae
Source: the annotation of a GenBank genome assembly
AUGGCUCAAAAAAAAAAGGAAGAAAAAACCGCAGCCGACCUGGACAUGGAUCAAAGAUUGAAAGAGCUUGAGAUUCAAGUCCGCUCUCUUGUUUCUGGUCAGCAAAACAUUUUGGACAAGCUUUCUGAGCUCUCCUAUAAGCGCAACUCUCAAACUAUCCGUGAUCACGAGGAUGAUGCUAAUGGCGGACGGCACUGCAGCACCAACAAGAAUACGAAAGGGACCAAUUCGAGUGGAUUGCAGCCAUCCUACUAUCCAAGCUUGCACAUGGAAGGGGAGUGUGAGAAGGCCUAUAAAUCUGUGUUCAUAGUGGCACAACAUUUUGGAAGACUAUAUGAAGGUGUGUUAUAUGAAGUAAAAAUCGAGCAAGGAUCAGGAGCAAUUAUAGGGGGAAGACCAGGCGGAGCAUUCGUGGGUGAAGAAGAUCGACCCCCAUUGCUCAAUCCUGUAAACAAGAUCUUUGGUGAGAGCGAUAUGGUUCAGCCGUACAGUUGUCAUUUGGUGGCUCUGAGGUUCAAUGGAUUGUCCAAGUUAUAUAUGUUGGUAACUGCUCGCGAUGUCCUUAGGCACAGCCUUAGGUCCACCAUCACCGCCCCCACGAAACCGGACUUGAAGGGACAUUCUUGGUCCCUAAAUAAUCCAAGGGUAGCCUUUGAGCGGUAUGAUCCCUGCAAUGACUGUUGGGAGCCCCUGCCACCUGUUCCCUUUGCACUCCAUCAGUGCAGAGGAGGGAUGGCUGGUUAUGCUGUUUACGGAAAUAAUAUUUUGCUCUCAUUGGGUGCCAGCAAAAGUUUCAUUGCUUUUAAUGUGAAGGAAAAGAAAUGGUAUCCUGUCUUAGCUAAGGGGUCUUUUUCUUUCCGCGGGAGGGCUGUGGUUUGCUCAGAGUAUAUGGUUCAUCUAGGGAACUUGGAUUUUUGUCUUGUCCAGAGUGGCACUGACUACAAUUGUCGUGGUCGUCAACCCAUUUGGAUCACCACGUUCCAAAUUGUCUGUGAAGGAGGAAAAAGCUCUAUCAACACCUUGCAUUCAACUGUUUAUGAUGUUGACCUAAAUGGCGCGCACAAAUUCUUAAUCGGUUUCAGCUUCACUCCAGAUUGCGAGGAUAACGAACCCAAAGGAGAAGAAACUAAGGUGAAACCAAUACAUGGACCACUGGAAAAGAGAUGCAAACGGAAAGGACACUGCAUGCUCGGGAUCAAGCGUGGGAUCAAGCCCAGGACCAAGAUUGGGACCAAGCGCACGUCUGGAAAAUCCUUUGGCCUCUGUUUGAAGAGAGGCCUCACUUUGGGCAAGCUCUGA